Molecule: messenger RNA, 889 nt
Organism: Porites lobata
Lineage: Eukaryota; Metazoa; Cnidaria; Anthozoa; Scleractinia; Poritidae
Source: the annotation of a GenBank genome assembly
AUGGUGGCUCACCGAAGCAUAACAGGCUAUUUUGGUGCACCAGUGAAGCAGCUGAAGAGGAAAGGAAAUCCUUCCGCAGAAAACACUGGGGUCAUCGAGAAAAAACAUUGUGACAGCCCAACCAUACCAGUUCGAAAGUUUAGGGUUUCUUGGAAAGAAACCUUCCCCUGUCGGGUAGUACAUGAUGUGAAUGACAACACACUAUAUAAGCAUAUUAUUACUUGUAUGAGUACUUUAUUGACACUUAAAAUACUGUAUGUUUUAUCUGAGUUCCAACAAUAAAUGGGUUCAUGCUUCUUAUCCAUUACCAUGCAUCAUUAGAACUUGGAUUUAACUCGACAUGCAAGGACAUCUAGACCUGAGCUUUGGACAAGUACAAAUAGAACCUUACUUGUCCAUUGGAGAAGUGAAGUUCAAUUUUUUUUCCAACCCUGGUUAACAUUCAAUGACUUUGCCUUAACCCUUUAAGUCCUGAUCAACAAAUUUGUACGACUUACUCUAGAUUCCCCUAGCUUCAGAGGCCUUGCAGUCCCUAAAUUGUUACAGCUGCCUACUUUUCCAGAGAUGGCCACCUACUUCAAAACAUUUUGAAAACCCUGAAUGACAUUGACUGCACCUCCUAAUCUGUGAUUACUUUUCCAAGCAAAAAUGAAUGACAACAGUUGAUCCAAACCUAUCAUAGAAAAUUUCCCUCAAUGUAAUGAAUGUUUGUGAGGUGGAUAUCAGGGGAAAAGCACAUGACCCUGGGAUCCUGUCUUGUCCACCCCUGCAGGGGUUUCGCAAUGUUUUGAAGUAUAGUACAGAACUAAGCAAACAACACAGACACGAGACUGACACAAUGGACAUGCCAGCUCAGAUGAACGUAUGCAUUGGCUCAGCAUCAGCUUGA